AUGACAGUUGCAUCUCUCUUAGCAUCUCAUGACAAUGGAGAUAAUUGGGCACUUGAUUUCGUGCCUUUGAAAAACCAUGGGCUUGUGACCUCGUUCAGUGACGGGACUCUGAAGCUGUACCCAGUUGGAGGUCCACUAGGAAGGUCAUUCACCUCGAUCCGCACGAUCAAGGCCCAUGAUUGUUCCAUCAAACGUGCUAGAUCAAUUGAUGGCAACGAUUUAGUUGGUACUGCUGGUGAAGACGGUAUUAAGAUUUUUGACUUGAGACAACAGGGAGACAAAGCUGUGAUGUCAUUCCACAACGAAAGAAAUAUACCGUUUCUAUCUCUUGAUGCUAAAGCGCAUCUGUUAGCUGGAGGUACGGAAUUGAAGCAGCAGGACUCAGAGUUGUACAUCUGGGACCUCAGAUCCACAGGAGUCGUACGGUCAUUUGUCGACUCGCAUCAUGAUGACAUUACAGAGCUGAGAUUCCAUCCAACUGACGAUACAUUCCUCUUAAGUGGUUCAACAGACGGGUAUGUUAACAUCUAUGAUUUGACGAUCCCUGAGGAGGAUGAUUCGUUGUACCAGGUGAUCAAUUUUGCAUCUAUCCACUCUGCUGGAUGGUUAAGCGCCAACCGUAUCUACACUCUUUCUCAUAUGGAAACCUUUGCGAUUCAUGAGUUGAACGACAGAAGCGACUCGAAUGUUGAGCCUCAGCCGUUAGAGUUCGGCGACGUUAGAGACAAGUGGGAAUGUGAAUAUGUGGUUGAUGUGUAUCCUGGGUUCAUUGCCAAGGGUUCUAAUUCUCGAUUCAUUGCUUCGCUAUGUCCAUUUAGGGACGAACAGAUAGAUCUGAUCAACAAGGUUGAUUUGAACAGCGCACAUGGAGAGGAGGUUGUAAGAACAGUUUAUUGUCCACCGAACAGUGAUUUGAUCUAUACCGGUGGAGAGGAUGGAUGUGUCAAGGUGUGGAGAUCG
Williopsis jadinii is the source of this 960-nucleotide messenger RNA. RefSeq lists its product as uncharacterized. Gene Ontology annotation, molecular function: protein binding. The record is from RefSeq and is a predicted model, not a curated record. The annotation marks the transcript as partial. The transcript has a single exon. NCBI's taxonomy places the organism in Eukaryota, Fungi, Ascomycota, Saccharomycetes, Phaffomycetales, Wickerhamomycetaceae.